CGGGCCCUUGGGUCCUUUCCCCUGCCCUGUUUCUCACAGGAAAAGGCAUGGUGUCCCUCAAUGGUCACUGUGGACCUGUGGCCUUCCUGGCCGUGGCCAUGAGCAUCUUAGCCCCUGACAUUCUGCGGAGUGACCAGGAAGAAGCAGAGGGCCUUCGGGCUGAGGAGGACAAGCCAGAUGGCCAGGCUCAUGAACCGGUGCCCGGGCCAGACAGCCACACGGGCCGAGAGCUGACACGCAAGAAGGGUAUCCUGCUCCAGUACCGCCUGCGCUCCACGGCCCACCUCCCGGGGCCCCUGCUGUCAGUGCGGGAGCCAGUGCCCACUGAUGGCUCAGCACUGGAACAUAGCGAGGAGGAUGGCUCCAUCUAUGAGAUGGCUGAUGACCCUGAUGUCUGGGUGCGCAGCCGGCCUAGUGCCCGGGAUGCCCACCGCAAGGAGAUCUGCUCUGUCGCCAUC
Molecule: messenger RNA, 458 nt
Organism: Nannospalax galili (Upper Galilee mountains blind mole rat)
Lineage: Eukaryota; Metazoa; Chordata; Mammalia; Rodentia; Spalacidae
Product: rho guanine nucleotide exchange factor 10-like protein
Exons: 1
Source: RefSeq, a predicted model, not a curated record